CCCACCCCAUUUUUUCCUUUUUCUCUCUAUUUCUUCUUAUUAUUAUUUAAACAGCAAAUAUGGCUGAAAGAGCAGAAAAACAGUUAGAGAAGUUGAUGAACGAGUUUGAAAAGAAGGAAUAUGCAGUCAAAGACGAUGCUACGACUGUCACGAUUCACGUUGAGCGAGAUCCAGAUCAGUAUCGCAAUGUCGUUGAAAACGAGCCUCGUCGUAUACGAGAAGAUCCAUUCGCAUUUUUAUUUAAUGUGGGACUCUAUUAUCGAGGAGCAGGCUGGCGUGGAUAUAAAGAUUAUAUUGGUCCCAAGAUACUUUACCCAGGCUUCUCAAAGGAAAUGAAAGCCUUGGUGUUUAACAGUCCAAAAGUUCAACAAGUGAUUGACCGAUUGGCAGACCGCCAAACAGCCAUCAUGACCGAGCAAAAGAAAUGGACAGCUACAAGAGUUAAGAAGCAGAAAAGGGCAUUUAGAAAGGAAUUGGAAGUGGUGGCCAAUGCUAUUAUCGAAAAGGCACUUUGUACCCUCGACAGCAUGAGGACACUGAGAUUCUUUGCCUUUGUCGUCAACACGAUCCUUGUUCGACUUUAUCAUCAGGGGCUUCUUAUACGUGAAAGUGAAUGGGUUGAGUUGAAACGAGUAGCACUGGUGGCACAGGAAAAGAAACAAUCACUCAUUCUGUUGCCUUGUCAUAAAUCACACAUUGAUUACCUUGUUGUCUCUUAUCUCAUGUUCCGUCUUGGUAUUCAGAUUCCUCAUAUCAUAGCCGGCGAGAAUCUCGAUAUGCCCGUUCUAGGAAAAUUACUCAAGUCGGUAGGAGCCGUCUUCAUCCGAAGAGAAUGGGGAAAUGAUGAGUUGUACAAGACGAUACUAGACGAGUAUAUUGUUACAUUACUUUCCAAAGGAAUGAAUCUUGAAUGCUUUGUCGAGGGCACUCGAUCUCGUUUAGGCAAGUUGCUUCAGCCUAAAUUAGGAGUUGUCAAGAUCAUUCUAGACGCGAUCAUAGACAAUCGUGUACCAGAUUGUUACAUCGUCCCUAUCUCAAUUGGUUAUGACAAGAUUAUAGAAACUUCUAGUUACGCUACAGAAUUGUUAGGCACACCUAAAGAAAAGGAAAACCUGUGGCAAGUUCUCACCAGCAGCAGACUAUUGCAGCUAAAGUGGGGACGUGUAGAUGUACGAGUUGGAAAACCAUAUUCUUUACGUGAUUGGGUAGACGAUCAGCUCAAGAUGAGAGGUCCAAUGGAUCUAUCGGAUAAUGUACAAAAAUCCAUUCUGAUGAAAUCACUUGGCUACAGGGUGCUUGCAGAUAUCAAUACCAUUUCUGUUGUCAUGCCGUCUGCGCUUGUUGGCACGGUCAUCUUGACACUACGUGGCAGGGGUGUGGGUCGAAGCGAAUUAAUUCGAAGGGUCGACUGGCUAAGACAGAUCAUUAAAGAUAAAGGAGGCAAUGUGUCUGAAUUCUAUGGUAUGUCAACAGGUUCAAUUGUUGACAGAACUAUCCAGAUUCAUAAAGAAUUGAUCGGUGAAAGAAAAGGAAAAGAUAUUGUGGAACCCACCUUCUAUCCUAUUUCACCCUUUGAGCUAUCUUACUAUCGUAACCAGGUGAUUCACUUGUUUGUAGAAGAAGCUAUUGUAUGUGCAGCUCUCUACACUGUCAUCAAAAAGGGAGGCGGGAAACCACUUCAACGAAUGCAGUAUCCUGAUUUACUCAACGAGAUAUCUUUCCUUUCGAGUCUCUUAAAACUCGACAUGAUUUAUAAGCCUGGUGGAGUAGAAAGUAAUACCAAGCGUACGAUCCAAUGGUUGAUAGAUAAUAAUGUGAUCGAGAUGGAUAAAGAGGGAUGGGUAGGAUUGAAUGACUUGGAACGACAGUGUGGCCGAGAAAACUAUGACUUUUUGUGCUUCAUGAUUUGGCCUUUUAUUGAAUCAUAUUGGCUAGCAGCCGUCAGCUUGUACACAUUAACACCACCACAGAGCGUGGCAGGUCCCAUCUGGGUAGAUUCAAAGCUAUUUGCGGCACGCACACAAGCGAUGGGAAAAACUUUAUACUAUCAAGGAGAUUUAAGUUACCUUGAAGCCGUCAACAAGGAAACAUUAAAUAGUGCGUUUACACGAUAUGAGCAGAUGCAUAUCUUAUUAAAGAGACGACAUCAGCAACCCAAGCCUUGGUCAGAAGUUGCGAUUAGCUCUGAUUAUGUUCCUUCACGCCAAAAUGGGGCCUUGGUGCCUAGAGGGCACCUUUGGGAACUGGUAGAAAGGAUUGGUACAUUUAGAAGAGAAGGGAAGAAUCGAAGAGAUAAUGCAACAGUGAGCUCACGCGUACUGAGGAUUGCAGAUAUACUUGCCGAAGACAAUGCUAUUCCGACCGCAAACCAAAAGGCAUUGGCUAAACGAGAUGCUAAAUUAUAAAAAA
Molecule: messenger RNA, 2409 nt
Organism: Rhizopus microsporus ATCC 52813
Lineage: Eukaryota; Fungi; Mucoromycota; Mucoromycetes; Mucorales; Rhizopodaceae
Product: acyltransferase
Exons: 13
Coding region: 60-2405 (781 amino acids)
Cellular component (GO): mitochondrial membrane
Source: RefSeq, a predicted model, not a curated record